This is a messenger RNA of Alosa sapidissima (American shad), 981 nucleotides long. RefSeq lists its product as uncharacterized. The transcript has 2 exons. The record is from RefSeq and is a predicted model, not a curated record. The coding region runs from base 137 to 625 and encodes 162 amino acids. Lineage: Eukaryota; Metazoa; Chordata; Actinopteri; Clupeiformes; Clupeidae.
GCGAAGAGGAAAGGCUUGCGAGUAGUGAGCGAGCACACAAUGCUAAAGGAAUGCUGAAGACACAGAACCUGGACAACCGACGGUACAACCCGGGCAGCGAGGUCGACCGCAUGCGGCAGAACUCCCAAAACUCAGGAUGAGGCCUAGGAGGAAGCACUCUUGUGUGUCCCUGUUACCGACCAUCACGGAGGUGCAGGAGGGCGUGGGUCACUUCUUCCACACCCAGUCCCUGGACGACUACAAGGACUCCAUGCGGGGGCUCUCCCAGCCGUCCUGCUACCACCCUCACCCCCCGCAGUCCUGCCCACAGCGCCCUGCCAAGAUGCCCACACCGCGCCAAGCCAAGUUCCCGUCGUCAGGGUCAGUGGCUGCGGUAGUGUCGGUGGCGUCGUCCCCGGUGCCGGCUAACCCGCAGAUGACGCUGGCCCUGGUGGCGCUCGGUCCGGAGAGCAUCUCCCUGACGCUGGCGCCGUCCGAGUCGGCGUGCGGGCGUGCACUGUGGUGGCCCCACCAGGACCCGCUGGGCUGGCUGUUCACCCAGUCACAGGGCGCCGGCACUGCGGUCACCGCCGGCACCGCGCUACGGCUGGUGGACGAUGUGCAGGACUCGGUGUGUUUGGUCUGAAGGACGUCUGCCUUGGAAAACGGAUGAGUGUUGCGUGUUCACGCAGUGCUUACCACCAGGAGAAGCCUGGAGAGUGCUUUUGAAGUAUUCAAGGCCAACAACAACAACAACUUGCAUUUUAUAUAGUGCUUCAUGAUGGCACCCAAAGCGCUUUACAGUGAAGAAGAGGGUAACUCACUAACCAUUGACUGACACAAAUGCCUGCUGUUUCAUUUCGAGAGAGGGAGAUGUGGAUGUUCGUUAUCUUUAUUUCGGUGAAGCAAAAAAGACUAACGCUUUGAUAUUACAUCUUCAUCAGAAUUUGCUGUUUCAUUGCAACCUUUUCAAAGUUCAUGGAUGUUAUGGAACUCUAAUAU